Molecule: messenger RNA, 2032 nt
Organism: Lethenteron reissneri (Far Eastern brook lamprey)
Lineage: Eukaryota; Metazoa; Chordata; Hyperoartia; Petromyzontiformes; Petromyzontidae
Product: THAP domain-containing protein 2-like
Source: RefSeq, a predicted model, not a curated record
CCCGGGGUGAGGGAGAAGAAGCCCCGCGCGGCCGCCAUCUUAGUCAAGGCGUUCGCGAGGCCCCCGCGGUUUUUCCCGCGCAAAGGCGCGCGGGUGGGAAGGGGGGGCGCCCCCCACGAAAUAAGAAAGUAAAUCCCCGGCUCCAGGAUGCCCACGACGUGCGCCGCGUUCGGCUGCAAGUCCGUGGUGAGCAAAAACAACGACAUCAGUUUCCACAGGUUCCCGCUGGACCCGCUGCGGCGCCGUGAGUGGGUGCGCCGCGUGCGCCGCAUCAACUUCGUGCCGAGCCGCCACACGUCGCUGUGCUCCAAGCACUUCCACUCCUCCUGCUUCGACCGCACGGGGCAGACCACGCGGCUACGCGACAACUCGCUCCCCUCCAUCUUCAGCUUCCCCAAGUACACGGCCUCCACCUCCCGCCGGCGACUCAAGAAGAAGAAGCUGCAGCUGCAACUGCAGCAGCAGGAGGAGCAAGAAUCACAGUCCCAGCCGCCACCGCAGUUACAGCCACUGUCUCAGGAACAGGAGCAGCAGUAUGAGCUGCAGCUGCAGCUACAGCAGCAGCAGCAGCUCCAGCAGCUGCUGCUGGAUCAGCCGCAGCUGGCCCCGCAGCAGCCGCAGCAGCAGCAGCAGCCGCAGCAGCAGCUGGAAGAUGGCGCCGACUCCGCCGCCGCCGCCACGUCCCCUCACCCCAAGCGGCGGCGCCGACGCGUCAAGCUCCUGGACGACGGCUCCGUGGCCGGCGAGCUGGCGACCUUCGUCAACGCCACGCACUUCAUGCCGAGCCCCGGCCACGACGGCGACGGCGGCGACGGAGACGGCCCCGACGGCGGCGGCGACGCGCCGGCCGACGCCGCCGGCGCCCCGAGCCGCGCCAGCGCCGUGGCGACGGUGGGGCGCCUCCUGUCGGUGGCGGGCGUGUGCGCCCCGCCGGCGCCGCGCGGAGUCGGCCUCGAGCACAACUACUCGCUGGGCACGCCCGGCGUGGCCAAGCGCAAGAUCGUGCGGCUCGAGGAGGAGCUGGAGGGGGCGCGGCGCAAGCUGAAGCUGUGCCGGCAGCGCGCGCGCCGGGCCGAGCGGCGCUGGCGCGACCUCCGUGAACUCGUGGAGGAGUUGCAGGCCAAGGAGCUGCUUCCCAGCGGGAGGGCGAGCACCAUCUUGCAGAGGGCGCUCACGGACAUCUCCCUCACCAUGUAGGGCUGCGGUGGCGGUGAUGGCAGCGGUGAUGAUGGCUGCGGUGGUGGUGAUGGUGAUGAUGACGGUGAUGAUGGUGAUGAUGGCGAGCACCAUCUUGCAGAGGGCGCUCACGGACAUCUCCCUCACCAUGUAGGGCGGCGGUGGCGGUGAUGGCAGCGGUGAUGAUGGCUGCGGUGGUGGUGAUGGUGAUGAUGGCUGCGGUGGUGGUGAUGGUGAUGAUGACGGUGAUGAUGGUGAUGAUGGCGAGCACCAUCUUGCAGAGGGCGCUCACGGACAUCUCCCUCACCAUGUAGGGCGAUGGCGGUGGUGGUGAUGGCGGCGGCGGCGCCGGCGAUUUCCCCGUUGUAGCCUGUAACGGACUGUAGGGGCAAGUGCUGUUAGCGAGUAACACCUAUGAAGGCCGACACGGCACACGAGGGGGUGGGUGGCCAACACCACGCCCGGCCGCCUUUGUCUCCCCAGAGGCGAUGUUUACACAACGCACCAGGUAACUCGUUUUAGGCUGAGUCGACCUAGGGGAGGCUCGGGACCGGUUCUGACAAUCGUCGCUGGUGUUGGCCGUGAGCGGGAAUCGAACUCGGGACGCCUGGUUUGUAGUGCAGCGUAGCGCUAACCGCUCGCACACACACUCGCUCACACACACACACACUCGCUCACACACACACUCGCUCACACACACACACUCGGUCACACACACACUCGCUCACACACACACUCGCUCACACACACACACUCGCUCACACACACUCGCUCACACACACACACUCGCUCACACACACACACUCGCUCACACACACUCGCUCACACAAACACUCGCUCACACACACACACACUC